UAUAAAAACACAACCCGUCAGGGGCAAGCCGCAUAAAAGUUUUCUGAGAAAAUGCGGAAAAUGUGUCAUCUGUAGCUGUCAACAUCUGUCUGGGCCAUGCCAGUACCUUUUCAUCGCUCGUUUGCAGUGAUUUAAAGACUUUUGCUACACGAUUUGAUACUUUAAGCUCCACUUUCUAUCCCAAUUUUUGGGUAACCCCGAACCUCGUGUUGAAAAAGAGUACACACAAGAAGUUGUGUUUUCACACAUCCGUGUUGUGUCAUUCGAGUUUGUUUAGCUCAGAAUACUCCGGCACUGACUUAUGACACAGUUUAACGUUUCCAGCGGUUGUCACGUUUCAAGAUUAGCGAUUCCGGCCAUCCAUAUGUGAAUGAACCAGCAUUAUGUCGACAAGAUUAGACAGACUGUUCCUCCUUCUUGAUACUGGCUCCACAUCGCUAAUCAGAAAGUCAGCAGCUCAACAACUCGGGGAAGUUCAGAAACUGCAUCCAUACGAACUGAAUAAUCUCCUGUCUAAGGUUCAUGGCUACCUGCGAAGUCCGAGCUGGGAGACAAGGAUUGCCGCAGGACAAGCAGUGGAAGCUAUUGCUCAAAAUGUCCCAAAGUGGGAGGCCAAACUAAUCCCUAAACAAGAACUUAUUACAGACCCUAGCUGUUCUCAGUCUCCAGCACAACUUUUAUUUGCUCAAUUUGAUCUCAACAAAGUCCUUAAUUAUGGUGCAUCCUUAGUUGGGUCGGAGGAAAACAUGUAUGCAGUCGAUAACAGUGCAAAUCAGCUGACUGACAAGGAUCAGUUGACUAGACAGAGGCAGAUGUUGAACAAGAGACUCGGCCUGGAUGUUGCAGGAAACCUCGGACUGGGUAUCGACUCUGAUAUCUUCACUGAUGAUGACCUCAUUAUUGGUAUCAAGUCCAGCAACGGUGUCAACAAAGAAGACCAGAAAUCCGUGUCUGACAUUGUGAAACAACAGUUGCUGCUGGUGACGGGAGGAAUGAGUGCUCGGGAGAAAAAUCGAGUUAAGAGGAAGGCCAAGAUAUUGGCUAAACAGCGAUCGAAGGAAUGUCAGAGUGAACAAAUGACCUUGGAAACAGAGCCGCCCUGUAAAAAGGCAAAGUCUAGGAAUGACCUUGACUUCGGCAGUGAUGGGAAGCUUGUAGUGGAAAGUUCAACAGAUAACACUUUAAAUAUGGAGGAGGUUGAGGAGUGGCCCUUUGAGACAUUCUGUGAGCUCCUGAUGAAUGACCUUUUUCAGAGUACCUGGGAAAGUCGUCAUGGCGCUGCCACAGGAUUACGAGAAGUGAUCAAACUUCACGGUCAGUCUGCCGGGAUGUCUGUUGACACACCUGCUGAUCAGGUGAAGACCAUAAACCAGGUGUGGCUAUCAGACCUGGCCCUCAGGUUGGUGUGUGUGAUCGCCCUCGACAGAUUUGGGGACUAUGUAUCAGAUGAGGUGGUUGCUCCAGUGAGAGAGACAUGUGCUCAGACCCUUGGGGUGGUGGUGCGGUGCCUUGAGCCCUGGGGGGUGGAAGGUGUUGUCAACAUUCUGCUUCAGCUUCUGGCCCAGAGGCAGUGGGAGGUGCGACAUGGUGGAUUGCUAGGCUUUAAGUACCUGCUGGCUAUCAGAAAGGAUAUGACUGACAAACUGUUGCCAGCCACCCUACCCUGUCUGUUCCAAGGUCUACAAGAUGUCAGUGAUGAUGUCCGGGCUGUGGCAGCGGCUGCUCUCAUUCCUGUAGCCGACAGUGUUGUGUCACUUCUACCUGGUCAGGUUCCUCUGAUUGUGGCCAGUCUGUGGCAGACGUUACUCGACUUGGACGACUUGACAUCCUCCACCAACAGCAUUAUGACACUCCUGUCAACGAUUAUGUCUCAUCCAAAGGCCUCUGUACUAGACUGGUUGACGACACCUUUAACUGAGCUUGUCCCCAGACUCUGGCCAUUCCUGCGACACAACAUAGCAUCUGUACGGAAAUCCGCUCUCCAAACCUUCAGCACCCUCCUUGACAUAGAAAGUAUUCAGCACCCUACCAAUGUCUGGCUCCCCCUAAUCCUCCAGGACGCACUUCGUCAUCUCAUACAGCGCAGCCUUCUCGAGGAGCGACAGGAUGUACUCGUCAUGGUCGGUCAAGUUUGGUCAAAACUACUGUCCAAGGCACCAAUAGAUCAUCUCAUCACCAUGGCUACCCCCUGGCUUGGUGUCUGGCUUUCUCUGUGUAUGCAGCCUUCGAAGGUUCCUUUUGAGCCAGAUUACCUAAUCCAAGCAAAACAUCGUGGAAGGUUGGACGUUGGACGACAGCAAGUAAGUGGUGGAGUGGAGAAGGAGCAACAGGACUAUAUCGCUAGUACACACACACUCAACUGUGAUGUUCAUGAACGUGAUGCUGCAGUAAUCAAAGCAAGGAUGCAUACAUCAAGAUUACUCGGUGUACUGUGUAGUUACAUUACAAGAGAUGUACCAAACUUUCCAUCUGAGGCCGAGAAGCCUGUAAACUCCUUGUGUAAACUCUUCCUUUUCCACAUGAACAACAAGUCGGCUAUACAACGUUUUGUUGUUGGUCAAGUUCUAUACUACUGGGCAUCUGUACAACAGAACUGCUCAUGUACACCUGAAACCAGAUCUAAGCUUCUGGAGUGCCUUAACGAAGCCAUUUACUUUGACGAGAUCGCUGCUUCUUUUACUCGCAUGCAGUCUGACUGUCAGAACUUCAUAGCUGGGCUCAAACAACAGGGCAUAGACAUGGAUCCCAUCAUCCCUCCUGGGAGCAUCCUGUCUGUGGAACAAGCCUCAGCACUAACCACUACUGUAUAUGACCAGGUCAAAGUCACCCUCAAACCAAACUCUCUACAGACGUUUGAGGAUCGUAGAAAACAACUGCACUGCAUUGUAGAACAGACAACACAAGAACUUCAAAUUCUCACUGUCAGGGUACAAGUUAGCCUUGCUAAAGCCGUUGUGAUGUUGGACGUCCUGCCUGAUAAACUCAACCCUGUGGUCCGGCCACUGAUGGAUUGUAUCAAAAAGGAGAGCAACACUAGCAUACAGAGAGAGGCUGGAGACUGUUUAUUGUUCCUCAUCCAGAAAUGUGUAGACAGAAAUCCAACUCCCAACAAUAAAGUAGUGAAGAACUUAUGUGGGUUCCUGUGUGGCGAUCCCUGUUACACACCAAAGGUCCUCGCGCCUGCUCCGCCCACCUCAGAAACUAUGCCAUCAUAUGAGGUUCCUUGCAGUAAACACUCGGGAAUCCUUACACUGACCAAACAGCAAAGAGUCCCAGAUACAGGAAGGAAGUGGUUAAGACGUACUCCCAGUAUCAAAGUAGAUAUCGACAUCCCUGCUGACAUCACUCAGGAAAAUGCUGAGAUCCAACGCCAGUUGAAUAUCCAGAGGCGGGGCGCUGACAUUUCACUUAAUGUUGUCACUUGCCAGUUAGGAGACAAAUUACCUCAUUUUGUUCCCCAGUUCUGGAAAACUCUCUCUCAACCACUCAGUCAGGUACCCUCAGGUGAAGAUGGUGAGUGGACAUUGGAUGGAGCUGAAGAAAUUGUUCACAGUUUACAGGUGCUAGAGUGUGUUUGUGCCUCCUUGGAUUCGACUCUUGUCUCACAGAUCAUACAAAAAUUGCCAAACCUGCUGACGUGUCUGAGGUGCCCCUACACAGCUGUGAGACACAUGGCCGCACGGUGUAUCGGUACCCUUUCCAGAGUCUUAACUGCUGACCUGAUGACAUUUUGUUUUGAAAAUGUCAUUCCAUUGCUUGGAGCCUCAGACAAAGAGCCACACAGGCAGGGAGCCAUAGAAGCCUUGGCACAUGUUGUAGAUCAAAUGGGUGUGGAUCUGCUUCCCUACAUCGUACUACUGGUUGUCCCGAUCCUCGGCAGAAUGAGUGACCAGAAUGAUGCUGUCCGUCUCCUCGCCACCAACAGCUUUGCUUCCUUGAUUCGUCUCUUACCACUAGAGGCCAGUAUCCCAGACCCACCGGAAAUGAAUCCUAGACUAGCAGCCCGAAAAGAAGAACAGCGCAAAUUUUUAGAACAACUUAUGGACGGAUCCAAAAUAGAAUGCUACAAAGUGUGUGUACCUGUAGACGCUGACCUCCGUAAAUAUCAACAGGAUGGUGUAAACUGGCUGGCCUUUCUAAAUAAAUACUCCCUACAUGGCAUUCUAUGUGACGACAUGGGCCUGGGCAAAACGCUACAGUCGAUCUGUAUCCUAGCCAGCGACCACUACCUCCGCGAUCAGAAAUACCAGAAAAACAAGAUCCCAGAUUGUGCCCCACUACCAUCAAUAGUGAUAUGUCCACCAACUCUGAUUGGUCACUGGGUUUACGAAGUUCAGAAGUUCUUGGACCAGCAGUAUUUAUAUCCUCUGAUGUAUGCUGGGCCGCCUAGUGAACGAGUCAGACUUCAGAAGAGAGUGAAGAAACACAACCUGAUCGUAGCCUCGUAUGAUGUAGUUCGCAAUGACAUUGAGUUUUUCAGUACCAUCAGUUGGAACUAUUGUAUCCUAGAUGAAGGCCAUAUCAUUAAAAACGGUAAAACAAAGUUGUCCAAGGCGGUCAAGCUGCUGAACUGUAACCAUCGUCUAGUGUUGACCGGAACUCCUAUCCAGAACAAUGUCCUUGACCUCUGGUCACUGUUUGACUUCCUAAUGCCAGGAUUCCUUGGGACAGAAAAACAGUUUCAGGCCAGAUAUGGCAAACCCAUCCUCCAGAGCCGUGAUGCUAAAAGUACCUCAAAGGAACAGGAAGCAGGAGCUUUAGCGAUGGAAUCCCUGCAUCGUCAGGUUUUACCGUUCAUCCUACGACGACUCAAGGAGGACGUCCUUCAGGACCUACCUCCUAAAAUCAUACAGGACUACUACUGUGAUCUUAGUCUCUUACAGAUGGAGCUGUAUGAAGAUUUUGCAAAGUCCCAGGCUAAGAAGGGUGUUGAGGACAUGGUGACAUCCCUGAAGGUCGAAUCUCCCGAGAAGAAAGUUGCCAGUAAGGGCAGCACACAUGUAUUUCAGGCAUUACAGUACCUACGUAAAGUUUGUAAUCAUCCGUCACUUGUGCUGACUCCAGCCCACCCCAAGUAUGAACAGAUAACAUCACAGCUCAAGAAACAGAACUCCAAUCUCAGGGAUAUACAGCAUGCUCCAAAACUAAACGCACUCAAACAACUACUGUUGGAUUGUGGGAUCGGAGUCGACCAAUCAAUGCCUGCCCCUGGUCAACAAGUAACCAGUAACAUGCCAGUUGUCAAUCAACAUAGGGUGCUACUCUUCUGCCAACUCAAGGGCAUGCUGGAUAUUGUGGAGAAAGACCUGUUCAAAACACACAUGCCUGGUGUCACAUAUCUCCGACUAGAUGGAAGCAUUCCUGCAGGAUCACGACAUAACAUCGUCAACAGAUUCAACAACGAUCCAUCGAUAGACAUCCUUCUGCUUACCACACACGUCGGUGGUCUUGGCCUGAAUCUGACUGGUGCUGACACUGUGAUAUUUGUGGAACAUGACUGGAACCCAAUGAAGGACCUACAGGCAAUGGACAGGGCACACAGGAUUGGACAGAAGAAAGUUGUAAAUGUUUAUCGUUUGGUUACUCGAGGAACACUAGAGGAAAAGAUCAUGGGAUUGCAGAAGUUCAAAAUGACCAUUGCCAACACUGUGAUCAGCCAGGAGAAUUCAAGUCUGCAGACCAUGGGUACAGACCAGUUGUUAGACCUCUUUUCAUUGGAUGACGAGAAGAAGGGUCAAAGUUCAGCAGGUUCCAACCAAUCAGAAUCUAGCUCUUCCAAAAAAGAAACAGUUUCUUCCAUGUUGGAGAAUCUGGGUGAUCUUUGGGAUGAGGGUCAAUACGACUCCGAAUAUGACAUGACAAACUUCCUCAAUUCCUUAGGCACGUGAGAAAUGCUGACAUCACUCACAAAUACAGACUGCUACAGAGACCGGCACAGAGAUUGGUUCAUGCAAAGUGCCUCAGAGGUGGUUCAGAGAUUGGUUCAGAGGGACUUCUGCAUAUAAAUAAAAACCCUUGAUUGCCCAAAUCAAGCAUUACUUCAUG
Messenger RNA from Pecten maximus, 6045 nucleotides. Its product is annotated as TATA-binding protein-associated factor 172-like. NCBI's taxonomy places the organism in Eukaryota, Metazoa, Mollusca, Bivalvia, Pectinida, Pectinidae. The record is from RefSeq and is a predicted model, not a curated record. Gene Ontology annotation, molecular function: DNA binding; ATP binding; TBP-class protein binding. The transcript is spliced from 40 exons. The coding region runs from base 384 to 5888 and encodes 1834 amino acids.